Anastrepha obliqua is the source of this 1559-nucleotide messenger RNA. RefSeq lists its product as uncharacterized. The transcript is spliced from 4 exons. The record is from RefSeq and is a predicted model, not a curated record. Lineage: Eukaryota; Metazoa; Arthropoda; Insecta; Diptera; Tephritidae. Bases 104 to 1273 code for a protein of 389 amino acids.
UAUUAGGUGGCUACGUCAUACAGGUAGGAUUCUGCAAAUAGACAAAUUUAGAUGUUAAUUGUUAUUAUUACCGUUUCUAAAAAAAACUGUAUAAAAUCGAAAAAUGAGAUGUGCGGUUCAAAGCUGUAGAAAGGGCAAUGGAAAUAAAGCAUCGGAUAUCAGUUUUUUUUCAUUCCCAUCUAAUGAGGUGCUCGCUCAAAAGUGGAAACAAUUUUGUCAACGAACUCAGGAUUUCAACAUAAGGACUUCCUAUAUCUGUAUGUACCACUUUAUAAGGGACGACUUUGAAAAUCGCCUAAAGUUUGAAAUGGGUUUCAGCAAGAAACUGUAUCUAAAACGAAAUGUUGUGCCAACUAUUUAUGGCCCAAAUUUAAACAUUCCAAAACGCUGUAGUCAACGUGAGCAGCAAGCAAGUACUCUUUUAGUAAAGCAAGAACAACUACUUCAGGAGCAGGAUGUACUAAGCAUAACAGCUCAGGAUACGACUCCGUUUGAAGAUGGAUCAUGGUUAGGGUGUGCAGAGAUGUUUGAAUGUAAAACGGUGUUCAAAAGACCAACAUGUUGUAAACAACGUGACCAGCAAGCAAAUAGUCAUUUAGUAAAGCAAGAAGAACUACUUCAGGAGCAGGAUGAACAAAGCAUAACGUCUCAGGAUAUCACUCCGUUUGAAGAUGGAUUUUCGUUGGAGUGUGCAGAGAUGUUUGAUUGUAAAAGGGUGUUCAAAAGACCACUACGUUGUAGACAACGCGAGCAGCGAGCUAAUAUACAUUUAGUAAAGCAAAAAGAACUACUUCAGGAGCACGAUGAACUAAGUAUAACGUCUCAGGAUACCACACCGUCUGAAGAUGGAUCAUCGUUAGAGUGUGCAGAGAUGUUUAAAUGUAAAACGGUGUUCAAAAGACUACCACGUUGUAGAAAACGCAAACAGCGAGCAAAUACACAUUUAGUAAAGCAAGAAGAAACGAAUUUCAAAGGGCCACCAGUAAUUGAAAUCAAAGAUCCAUUCGAAGAGGUGAUGAUUAAAGAGGAACCCAGUAAAUAUUUGAAAACAGAAUUAGAAACGCUACGUCGAGAAAACUUAAAAAUAAGAGAGGAAAAUCGCACAUAUCGCAGAUUAUUUGCCGCACUGGAACGUGAUUAUAAAAAACAGAUAGCAGAGUAUUCAGCCCAUUUAAAAGUCCUAGAAGAUAGAGCAUUGGCAGCCGAAAAUGAGUGCAGAAAUAUGGCAAAUAAACUGAAGAUCUCGUUUGAAAAGGACAGAUUGCCAACUUAAAAAGCGAUUUUAUUUGAAAAUCAUAUGCACAUACAUACAUAAGCAUUUACAAAUAGCUGCAUUGUAAAGAUUUGCCAUUCCCUAUGGGAUAGUCAUAAGAAACGUUCUAUGGAGAAGCGUUUGUUUUUUAAAAACUUUAAUAUUAACAUUCAACCCGAUCUUCAAAUUUAUAUAUAAUACGUAGUUUGUUUUCUAUAACUAAUUUUAUUUUUUUCAUGAAGCUGGGCACUAUCCUAAAAAAUGCAAUGCUACAGCCAUCAAACAUUAUUUGAAAUAAAUACGAUUU